CAGCGGGCCGGGGGAUGGCGCUGCUGGACCUGGCCCAGGAGGGAAUGGCCUUGUUCGGCUUCGUGCUCUUCGUGGUGCUGUGGCUGAUGCAUUUCAUGUCCAUCAUCUACACCCGGUUACACCUCAACAAGAAGGCAACAGACAAACAGCCGUACAGCAAGCUCCCUGGAGUCUCUCUUCUGAAACCACUGAAGGGGGUGGACCCUAACCUAAUCAACAACUUGGAGACAUUCUUUGAACUGGAUUAUCCCAAAUAUGAAGUACUCCUUUGUGUACAAGAUCAUGAUGAUCCAGCCAUUGAGGUGUGUAAGAAACUGCUUGGAAAAUACCCAAACGUUGAUGCUAGAUUAUUUAUAGGUGGUAAAAAGGUUGGCAUUAAUCCUAAAAUUAAUAAUUUGAUGCCAGCAUAUGAAGUUGCAAAGUAUGAUCUCAUAUGGAUUUGUGAUAGCGGAAUACGAGUCAUUCCAGACACAUUAACUGACAUGGUCAAUCAGAUGACGGAGAGAGUGGGGCUGGUCCACGGGCUUCCAUACGUAGCUGACAGACAAGGCUUUGCUGCCACCUUAGAGCAGGUAUAUUUUGGAACUUCACACCCAAGAUCCUAUAUCUCUGCCAAUGUGACCGGCUUCAAGUGUGUGACGGGGAUGUCUUGCUUGAUGAGGAAGGAUGUGCUAGAUCAGGCAGGAGGGCUCAUAGCCUUUGCUCAGUACAUUGCGGAAGAUUACUUCAUGGCCAAAGCAAUAGCGGACCGAGGCUGGAAGUUUUCAAUGUCUACGCAAGUUGCCAUGCAAAACUCUGGUUCAUACUCCAUUUCUCAGUUUCAAUCCAGAAUGAUCAGGUGGACCAAAUUGAGGAUUAACAUGCUUCCUGCCACAAUAAUUUGUGAGCCAAUUUCAGAAUGCUUUGUUGCCAGUUUAAUUAUCGGGUGGGCAGCCCACCACGUGUUCCGAUGGGAUAUCAUGGUUUUCUUCAUGUGUCACUGCCUGGCAUGGUUUAUAUUUGACUACAUUCAACUCAGGGGUGUCCAGGGUGGCACACUAUGCUUUUCAAAACUUGAUUAUGCUGUGGCUUGGUUCAUCCGCGAAUCCAUGACAAUAUACAUUUUCUUGUCGGCACUGUGGGACCCUACUAUAAGCUGGAGAGCCGGUCGCUACAGGUUGCGCUGUGGAGGGACGGCCGAGGAGAUCCUGGAUGUGUAACAAGGCCUCUGUGGCCGACUGGACAGGAUGGAAUGGAAGUGUUAUAGAUUAUGUUUAUAGAGACUUUCCAGGACCUGCCUUCAGUGGCUCAUCCGUGUAUGUGUGGUAUCCGCUCUUUAAUUUAUUCGCAUGGCCCUUGCAUCUGUGAAAAGCAAAAAAACAAAAGCAAAACAUGUCUGUAGUCGUGGCCAAACAGUGUAUUUUAUGGAGGUAGAGAAUCAAGACAAUUGGUUCUAGGAAGUGGGUUUUGUUGUUGUUUAUUUUUUUAAACAAAUAUAUAUAUAUAUAUCUAUCAAUACACACACACACACACACACACACACACACACACACACACACGACUGCUCUGCAGCAGACACUAUGACAGUAUCCUUCAGUAGGGAAAGUUUCUUACCUGAGUUACUCACUCUGAGGUCCGCACGGGCAGAACAGCAGCUCUGUGAGAGGGAAGGGGCAGGUGCUGGCCGCCCCUGUGUGAAGGGAAUGGGUUGUACAGGGAGGCGCUGACGGAGAAACUUUUUCAUGCUUUAUGCCUACCUCUUGUAGUUGUUGCAGAGCAAAUAGAAGUUAGAAGUUGUGAUAUGGUAGCUAGGCCUUGCAAAAACAAAUGGGAAACUUUAAUAAUAAAAGAGCCGAGUCUAGUAUUUAUAUAAAUCUGUGAGGUUUUUUUUGUUUUGUUUUUUUGUUUUUGUUUUGUUUUGUUUUAUUUUUUGGUCUCAUUGCAAUGAACCAAAAGUGGUUGAGAUUGGUUUUUAGUGGUAACCAUGAAUUGAAGGCAUCUUUUGGACCAACUGUUGUUGGUUCUGUCUUGAACCAUAUUAAUCACUGUGCUGUAAUUAGGAGAGCUGAAUCUUUCCUUCCCUGCUCCUCGCCCAGCCCGCCCCAUCUUUCCUUAGCUUUUUCCAUGGGGGGGGGGGGGUGAUCUUAUAUAAGUGUAAGUGGAUGUUUUAUAGUUGUAAGGAAAAUUCAUUUCAGACACAGUUCACACAGGAGCUAUUUUCUUACCCAGUAUGUCUGUAUUGUUAAUAAGAAUAUAAUUUCAUGAUACAAGUAUUUAAUAUCUUUUUUUAAGUGAGUAAACAUAUUCUAGCUAUUGGCAAAUAAAUCGCAGUAGAGAAUUAGGAGAGGACAGGAUGAGGUUUACUCUUCAAAUCAAUCAGUAUCAAACUAAGUCUACUGUGUGUGUGUCGGUUGGUUGUUUUGUUUUGUUUUUUACUAUAAUAGUCUAUAGUCUUAUUUAAAUUGGAUUUUUAUGUUCAGUUUGUAUGACAUAGACUAGGCAGCCGAGUUGUAAAUGCAUGCUGUACUUUCCUCUCCCCAUCAUGCAGCUAAGCUUGCUUGUCAGCCUAUGCUAACUUGUGGUGAACUGGACUUUUGUUUUAACUAAGCAGAGACGUAAGGGACAGUGCAUCGGCCUUUUCCCCUGUCUUCUUUAAGCGGUGUUUGCUCAUCCGUCUGAGUUUGGUGGUAUGCUGUCCAUCUGAUGCUUGCUGUUCACUCCAGCACCAUGACAGCUCGCACCCUGUGUUCCUAUGGCUUCCAUCUCAGCACAGCGUGUAGCCUAUUAGCAAUAACUUCCUACUUAUAGAGAACAUUUUCAUCUUACUGAGCCAGUCCAUUUACCUAACGACUCUACAGACAGUCUAAACUGCAAUAUACCUGUAAAUGUGUAUAUACUAUAAAUACACACUAUCCUUACAUUUUUCUGGGCCAAACGGCAGUUCCUUCCCCUUCUCUUGCUCCUCCCCUUUCCAUUAAUAUUCAUUCUCUCUCUCUCUCCCUCUCUCCCUCUCUCCCUCUCCCUCUCUCCCUCCCUCUCUCUCUCUCUCUCUCUCUCUCUCUCUCUCUCUCUCUCUCUCCUUCUCUCCCUCUCUCUCUCUCUCUCUCUUUCUCGCCUUAUGAUGAAUUUGUUUGAAGGGCAUUUUCUCCGUGAGCAAAGGCUUGGAUGCAUAUUCCAGUUUUUAUUUUUUUUUCUGUGAAAUGGGUACUAUUACCCCCUGAGGAAAAGUUGCACAGUGAGAACCAGUCUAGUUAUGACCCACUACAUGUUUAUUUUUUUACAUUACUCUCUCACGAGCUGAGUUUUGCUGAGUGCGUUUGUCGGUUUGUUUAGUGGCGUUUGGUGGAAGCCCUUCUUUGCGCUGCUGAAGUGAAAUCUUGCUGACUAGUUAGCUUUUUUGUUGAUCUCAGUAUGGGCAAAGAAACAAAAUCCAAAUGGCUGGACAGACUUCUGUAAAUAUUUUUAAAAAAAAAAAAACAAAUGUUCUGUGUGUGUGGGUUUCGUGUGGUCGUGAAGUAUUUCCUUAAAGCGAAGCCUCGAGGGUGCGGAGAGGAACUCUUUGUUUAGCAAGUUUGGAGUGAAGAUAAAAUGGUAAGAAAUACUGUAAAUGUCGAGGCGCCACACCAGAACUGUAGGAGUCCAAAUUUAUAAUAAACUGUCUUUUUAAAAAGAAAACAAUUAAGUGUCUAGAAUAUAUCAUGUUUUAUUAUUUAAAAUCAUUGUCUUAAGUUUUUUUGUUGAGAGAAUAAAAAUUUGAAUACAAUCAA
Messenger RNA from Rattus norvegicus (Norway rat), 3746 nucleotides. RefSeq names its product UDP-glucose ceramide glucosyltransferase (gene Ugcg). The record is from RefSeq and is marked validated. Gene Ontology annotation, cellular component: Golgi membrane. The coding region runs from base 15 to 1199 and encodes 394 amino acids. NCBI's taxonomy places the organism in Eukaryota, Metazoa, Chordata, Mammalia, Rodentia, Muridae. Gene Ontology annotation, molecular function: glycosyltransferase activity; ceramide glucosyltransferase activity. Gene Ontology annotation, biological process: cornified envelope assembly; leptin-mediated signaling pathway; establishment of skin barrier. The transcript has 9 exons.